AUGGCCUCAUCCGCCGCGCGCAAGCACGAGUUCCUCGUCGUCGUCCCGGACAAGCCCGGCAUGCACGCCAAGCGCCUCGAGAUCCGCCCGCUGCACUUGAAGAACAUGGCUCCCCUCGUCGAGUCUGGCAACUGGAAGAUGGGAGGCGCCUUGCUCAAGACCCUCCCCGUGGAUGACGACCCAAACAACUUUGACUUCGCCGGCAGCACCAUCGUCUGCCUCGCCGAAUCCAGGGAGGAUGUCCUCAAGCAGCUGAGAGAGGACAUUUACAACACUUCGGGCGUCUGGGACACCGAAAAGGCCCAAAUCUACCCCUUCAAGUGCGUCUUCAGGAACCCAUAA
Molecule: messenger RNA, 342 nt
Organism: Hirsutella rhossiliensis
Lineage: Eukaryota; Fungi; Ascomycota; Sordariomycetes; Hypocreales; Ophiocordycipitaceae
Product: YCII-related domain-containing protein
Exons: 4
Coding region: 1-342 (113 amino acids)
Source: RefSeq, a predicted model, not a curated record